UUGGCUGCACUUCUUGCACUAGUUCAGAAAAGUGCCGUGCAAGUGCAGCGCCAGUUCUUGAAGUGUGAGUGUAGCGCGACACUAGCGCUUUCGGUGCAGCGGUCAAAUCGAGGACAAAAGUGCAGAAACGUACAGGCCUUCGUCUGCUGCGGCUGUGACUUUUCUUUUGUUGGUGUGUGCCGCGAGCGUGUGCGUUCAAACGUGUGCGCAAUUAUUACUAGUUGUAAGAACACGGAUACGCUGUGCAUUUGUUCCAAAUGGCGUCUUUGUUGGCAACGGCUAUGGAACUCGUUGACUCCGACAGUGACGAGGAAUUCGAGACAGCUCUUUCCGUUGCGUUGUGCAAAGUGGCACGGGUCGACCGUCACCGAAUCAACGGGUACUUUGAGAAGGUGACAACUGAAUACUUGGACUUUGAAUUCAAAAUGCUGUUUCGGCUGUCGCGUGAGACUUUUGACAGUCUGUGCACGCGGUUCAGGUUGUCGCCAUUCUACCCGAAAAGUGUCUCUGGCCGUCCGCAGAUCACAGCAGAAAAGACUUGCCUCAUAACUUUGAGCUACCUUGGUGCACAAACAAGCAUGUACUCGGUGGCAGAUAGAUUCGACGUUUCUGAAUCAUCAGUUGUGCUGUGCAUGCAGAGAGUGCUCAAUUUUCUGCAGGCGAUCAGCGCUGAAGUGAUAUGCUGGCCUAGCGCUGCCGACAUGGCCCGCAGCAAAAUGGCCUUCCUGAUAAAAAGCGGCGGGAAAGGCCCCCGCAACACCGUGGGAUGCAUUGAUGGGAGCCACAUCGAGAUUCUGAAGCCGGACGACUCCACUGCAUCAUACAUAAACAGGAAGAAGUGGGCGUCUAUAAUCCUCCAAGCAGUUUGCAACGACCAGAACAGAUUUUUCGAUGUCUUCAUUGGCUUCCCUGGUUCUGCGCAUGACGCCCGGGUGUUGAGAGAAAGCACCUUCUUUGAAGAGGCUGCAGCCAAGUGCGGUGACUUUUAUAUACUUGGAGAUUCAGCAUACCCCUUGCUGCCUUGGCUUAUGACGCCAUACAAAGACAACGGCUCCAGCUUUCCAACAUGGAAGAAAAAAUUCAACAAGUUUCACAGUCAGCAAAGGGUGGCCAUUGAGAACUGCUUUGGCCUAUUGAAGCAACGCUUCAGAAGGCUGUAUCUUGUUGAUGCCAAGACAAUUAUGCAGGGUUGUCUCAUUGUUAUGGGAGCAUGUGUACUUCACAACAUGUGCAAUUCUGAAAGAGAUUUUAUUGCAGAACUUGCAGACCUGCCCCCUCACGACGACGUUGGCAAUGAUAAUGAGCCAAGCGAAUGCGACACAUCCACAUCGCAAUGUGAAAGCCGAAGGCGACACAUUGCCCAACAUCAAUGCUGAAGUGCACAUGGGAAUAACGUGAAAACAAACUGCCGGUGUAGGCGUACUUAUUUAUUGCCUUCAGCAGCGCGUACAAGACGUUCAAGUAGUUGCAUUUUUUCGUCGUGCUGCUUCUGUUUCGCAGCGAUCGCUUCCUGUAAAACACUUAUCAGGCUGCCAAUUGACGAGCCUCUGUGGCGGCCACCACCACGACCUCUCCUGGGUUCAACUUGACUUCUGCGGGGUGCUUGUAGCUCCUCGGCUGGUGCCUCGUCGACUGGUGCCUCCUCAGCUGGGUCA
Dermacentor albipictus is the source of this 1655-nucleotide messenger RNA. RefSeq lists its product as uncharacterized. NCBI's taxonomy places the organism in Eukaryota, Metazoa, Arthropoda, Arachnida, Ixodida, Ixodidae. The record is from RefSeq and is a predicted model, not a curated record.